Messenger RNA from Manis pentadactyla (Chinese pangolin), 1266 nucleotides. RefSeq names its product odontogenesis associated phosphoprotein (gene ODAPH). The record is from RefSeq and is a predicted model, not a curated record. NCBI's taxonomy places the organism in Eukaryota, Metazoa, Chordata, Mammalia, Pholidota, Manidae. Gene Ontology annotation, biological process: positive regulation of enamel mineralization.
AGUAUCCCCCUUCUGCUUCUACUAUCAGGUCUGUUUCCUGACUUGCAUUUUUCUUCUCCCCACAGGAGAAAACAAGUAGUCACCUCUCCUGGAAGCUCACAAAACAAUGUAGACCCCACAGACUGCCAGAUUAUUACACGCGCCCCUCCACCUAUCACAAAAAGACCAGUGACAGGGAUCUAGCCCACAAGGACACCCAAGUGUGACUUCCUUUUCUUUCCACAAAGGCCCAGAGUCCACACUGCAUUUCCACAGAGACCUUUCCUCCUUUCAAGGUGCAAACACAGUUUUCAGAUCCAUCCAUUUUUUUUUCCACACAGUCACCUUACUCCUCAUUUUAAAUGUUUCUUCAGAAGAAAACUCCAGAGAGGAAGCUCCUCUGAGGGAAGCAGAGAGAAAAGAGAAGCCCCUGGCAUGCUGAAGCAAAAGAAGCCAAUGCCUCAGAAAAGACUAUAUAAAGAUAUGUUUUCUUUUUCCAAACUAAAACUGUUGGAUUUGAAGAUUCAGUCUCUGAAACACUACCAACUAGAAAUUGAUCUUGUCAGCAGUUAAAAUAAUUGGUUUAUAGAGUAUUCAUGUUUGCAAAAUAAGUUUCUUAUCCCCACAUUUUUAUGAUUACAGGAUAUUUAUGUAAAUAAAAUUCCAAAAUGGGUGUUUCCAGUAGUUCCUAUCCAUACUGAGAUGCUAGAAGAAUCAGCUCCCUCUUCUAAAUUAAAUAAAGAUUAAUCUAACUUAAGUAAACUUAAUAAUCUAAUUUAAAUUAAACAAAUGGAGAUCAUUAUAAGCCAAAUGAAGACACUAAUGGUACCCUUUUAUACUCAAUGGAAGACUUGCUGAGCAAGGAGCAUUUACGAAGUGAACUUUAAAUAAAUUAUAGAAAGCUGAAAGUUUUAUUUUAUUCUCCGUUUGGCAGUGGUUAGGUUAAGAUAUUUAUUCAUUUGUUUUUUAUAGAAGAAUAAUUGACACAACAUAUUCGUUUUCAGGUGUACAACAUAUGUUUCAAUAUUUGUAUAUGUUGCAAAUGAUCAGCACAAUAAAUAUAGUUAACAUCCAUCACCACACAUAGUUACAAAAACUUUUUUUGUGUGAUGAAAACUUUCAAGAUUCACUUAGUUUUAUAAAAACAAAAAAUAAAAUAUAAAGAUUAAAGCAGGGGACUCUGAUUAAAGAUGGCAGCAUAAGAGGUGAGACAGAGACCUCCUCCUAAAACCACAUAUAAUAAAAAAAUAUAAUUAAUAUAACUAAUUGUGAAAGAGCAAUAGGAAA